GGACGAGUAGGGGAAGGGGAAAGAGGAGGAGGACGAGUAGGGGAAGGGGAAAGAGGAGGAGGAGCUAGAGGAGAGAGGGAGAGGGAGGGGUUACCGAAGUGAUGGCCAGCGCACUUACUAUAUAUAUGAAGGUGGCUGGCGGUAAAAAGGAAACGAGUACAGCCACGGCUCUCCUAAAGCAAGCAUCUCCUCACCCCUCUCUCGUUCCUACCUACCCCAACCUGUACACGGACCUAUAUUCGGGCACCUAGACCUUACUUACGGUGACUACCACGACCGUAAAUAGACGACCUUACACUACAGAACCUACACUUUAAACUUACUUACAGAGAUCACUAAUAACCUGGAGUUCCUCGUAUAUAGAACACCUUGCACUGCUGACCCAUAGUUUUUGUCUCCCUCAUAUACACACACCUACAGAUUACUUCUCCUUCUUGAUUUACAUGACAGUUUAUUCUCUUUUCGUUUUGUGGUGAAACUCGUAAUCGUUAACUCAAGUCCACCUGGUUUUGGGCUAAGGUCCAGUGAAGGAAGAUUAUCUAGAGCUCGCCGUGACUGACCUACCUACCUGUCUGUGUGCCGGCCUGCCUGACUGACUGACAUUCUCGGCCCACAAACGACUGCGAUGGCUUCAAGAGGUUACGUCUGCCUGCUGGUGGUGCUGCUGGCGGCGGGGAGCGUCAGAGCCUUGGAAGAUAAGUCUGAGAACAAAGUGACGCCCCUGGAGGAAAAGGAUGACGGCGGGCGGUUCUUCUUCUCCACCACGUCAACGGGAACGUCCUCCUCCUCCACCAGCCCCGUCCUCACCCUCACCCUGGGCGUCGGGGAUAUCCUCUUCGCUGUGUUGGCCGUGGCCCUCUGCGUGGCGGCGGGCGUGGUCAUCGCGGGCAUCUUCUUCGACGACAGUGUGGGCACGUCAGGCUACAGCGCCCCCUCAUCCUACGAGAGCGAGCACCAUCACACCGCUGAGAGCUCCUACGCUGUCCUACGCUCCCUGGAAGCCGCCGCCCGCAAACACGAGUAACGGAACAAAAUGAGCCACUUCUGUAAACUAUCACCGCUUCAACGAACUCGCUUUAGCCUCGCACGCCAAUGACCUGCAGAACCAAGCUACAGUUCUUCCGUAACAAUCACUUCUUUUUCAAUGUUCGUCUUCUCUGCUUUCUGCUUCCCAUCCAACACUUCUCUCCUUGCAGUUUUUCCUCUUCUGCUUCUCUCCUGCUUUUUUUCAUUCGUGUUCUUCCUCUUCUGCUCUUUUCAUACUGUUUUGCCAUCCCAUAUUCCUCUUUUCCUUUCACUAUUCUCCAUAACCUAAUCUCUAACUUCAACCUUCCCUUAACUCCUUCGCCUUCCCUUCCCCUCCUAGCUGAGAGGUAAACCUGAAUACUCAAGAUAAGUAGGGAAGGCAAGCAGGAUCAGGGGCGUUUCAGGGACCAUAUGUGUGUAUGUAUGCGUUCAUGUUUAAAAAGCUUUACCUUAUGAGUAUUUAUUAUAUUUAUAAUUUUUGUACAUAAUUGUUAUCCAAAAAAAUAAACGAUAAUUUGUGAGU
This is a messenger RNA of Eriocheir sinensis (Chinese mitten crab), 1549 nucleotides long. RefSeq lists its product as uncharacterized. NCBI's taxonomy places the organism in Eukaryota, Metazoa, Arthropoda, Malacostraca, Decapoda, Varunidae. The record is from RefSeq and is a predicted model, not a curated record. The transcript is spliced from 3 exons. Bases 626 to 1024 code for a protein of 132 amino acids.